This is a messenger RNA of Microdochium trichocladiopsis, 724 nucleotides long. RefSeq names its product Glyoxalase/Bleomycin resistance protein/Dihydroxybiphenyl dioxygenase. The transcript is spliced from 3 exons. NCBI's taxonomy places the organism in Eukaryota, Fungi, Ascomycota, Sordariomycetes, Xylariales, Microdochiaceae. The record is from RefSeq and is a predicted model, not a curated record. Bases 169 to 594 code for a protein of 141 amino acids.
GGGAUCUAUUUUAUUCAUUCCCCGACAGGCCCAAGUCAAUGCACAUGAUGAACAGGAAUAUAUAACUAUCAGACAAUUCCACAGGUUCCAUGCAUUGAUCUGUGGACACUGCCCAUUCCACGCAAUACAAUACGCGCUCAUCCAAGCAUUCAGACACAAUCACCAAGCAUGGCUGGCGAGUGGAAAGCCCCCAAGUUUGGCAGCCCAGUGUGGUUGGGCAUCUCCGCGUCCAAUGUCCCGCGAGCCCGCGAAUUUUACGCCAAAGUCUUUGAUUGGACCUUCAAACAGCAUUCCACGCAGCCGGACGACCCCGAAAAACUGGCCAUGUUCGACUUCAACCCCGGCGUGUCCCUGUCUGGUGGGAUACAGAAAGCCCCAGAGUCCACUGGCGUGCUGCAACCCGGCGGCGCAGGAGUGGUCAUCUACUGGCUGGUCGAAGACCUUGACAAGAGCGCCGCAGCCAUCGAGGCUGCUGGUGGCUCCAUGCUCAGCGGGCCGGAGAAGGAAGGAGAAUCGGGCAUGUAUCGUUACUUCAAGGACACUGAAGGCACGACGGGCGGUAUCUAUCAGAUCUUGUCCUCAUGUGCAAACUAGUUGGUGGAAGAAGCAACUGGAUGAGCCGGUAUCUUCCUAAGCAUAUGAGGUGGUGCAUUUGUGGUAAUGGCUGGACAGCAUUGUUGGGACAGAAUGUGAACGGGACUUGAGAUUUUAGCAGAAAACAAAC